CAGCGUCGCCCAGCCGAGCCGGGAGAAGGGGAAUGGGCGGUCCCGGCCCUUAGCCCCAGGCUGCGGCGGCGGCUGCUGCUCCUCCUCCUCCCGGGUCCCAGCGUCUCGGUGGCCUCCGCCCGAUGCUGGCGGAGCUGGCUGGGGUCUCGGCGGCGUUGUGAGCGCUCCUGCCGUCCCGCAGCCGCCAUGUCCGGCGUGGUGCGCACCCUGAGCCGCUGCCUGCUGCCGGCCGAGGCCACGGGCCGCGCCGGGGAGCAGCCGCGGCGGGAGGGCAAGGAGAGGAGCCGCGAUGCGGAGCGGGAGGCGCGGCGGCGGAGCCGGGAGAUCGACGCGAUGCUGGCCCGGGAGAGGCGGGCCGUGCGUCGGCUGGUCAAGAUCCUGUUGCUGGGCGCCGGCGAGAGCGGCAAGUCCACCUUCCUCAAGCAGAUGCGGAUCAUCCACGGCCGCGAGUUCGACCAGAAGGCGCUGCUGGAGUUCCGGGCCACCAUCUACGAGAACAUCCUCAAGGGCUGCAGGGUUCUGGUUGAUGCACGGGACAAACUGGGGAUCCCUUGGCAGUACACCGAGAAUGAGAAGCACGGAAUGUUUUUGAUGGCUUUUGAAAACAAAGCUGGAAUGCCCAUAGAGCCUGCCACCUUCCAGCUGUAUGUACCUGCACUGGGCGCGCUGUGGAGGGAUUCGGGAAUCAAGGAAGCCUUCAGCCGUCGGAGCGAGUACCAGCUGGGUGAAUCGGUGAAAUACUUCCUGGAUAACCUGGAUCGGAUCGGUCAGCUGAAUUAUUUCCCCAGCAAACAAGAUAUUUUGCUGGCUAGAAAAGCCACCAAGGGGAUAGUAGAGCAUGAUUUCAUCAUUAAAAAAAUACCUUUCAAGAUGGUGGAUGUAGGUGGACAGAGAUCUCAGCGUCAAAAGUGGUUCCAGUGCUUUGAUGGAAUAACUUCAAUUUUGUUUAUGGUCUCCUCCAGUGAAUACGAUCAGGUUCUCAUGGAAGACAGGCGCACAAAUAGACUUGUGGAGUCCAUGAAUAUCUUUGAGACAAUAGUCAAUAACAAGCUUUUCUUUAAUGUUUCUAUUAUCCUAUUCCUCAACAAGAUGGAUCUUCUUGUAGAGAAGGUAAAGACUGUCAGCAUUAAGAAGUAUUUCUCGGACUUCAAAGGCGACCCUCACAGGCUAGAAGAUGUUCAACGUUAUCUGGUGCAGUGCUUUGACAGAAAGAGGAGAAACCGUAGUAAGCCGCUCUUCCACCACUUCACCACUGCCAUAGACACUGAAAACAUCCGCUUUGUGUUUCAUGCCGUGAAGGACACGAUCCUUCAAGAGAAUCUGAAGGAUAUUAUGUUGCAGUGAAGGAGAGCAGCCGAUGUUCUGUUAAAAUUUGCUGGAGGGUUAGAUCAAAGUUUUUAUCCUUUCUUUAUGGCCCUUGCAUGUGGUGUAGGACCCGUGCUAAUUACUUGGCUCAGGAAUGCUGUGAACUAGCCAGUCCAAACAGAGGAGCUAUAGGCCGAAGGAGUCAAAUGUUAAUGUUAGCUACUGAAUCAUUUGGACUAGAAACACUACUGAAACAUGGCCGUUAUAGGUUCUGUACCUAGUUUGGAACGCUGAAUAACACAACCACCUUCUGCCUUCUUAGAAAAAAGAAAUCUCUGACAAACCAUGUGUGGAAGACACGUUGUUUUAAAUGAAUAUGCUCAUUUUUCAGAGACGCUAGUAGUACAAACUGCCUUUUUUUUUUUUUUUUUUUUUUUUGUAGUUUGGAGGUGCUGAAUCGAUCAAACUAAUCUAAACGUAAUGAGAUUGGCAGCUGUAUUGGAGAACAUUAAUGGAAGUUCCAUUCUUAACCCUUAGGAAUAUAACCAGAUCUUGUGUGCGUGUUCAGCUUUGCCAAGGGUCUGGAAUCCACUUACCAAGGUGGAUGCACAGCUCUUGUCUGAAGGUUUUGCAUGAGUCUCCUGAGGCAAAAGUCUAAAACUGUAUAAGGAAACCCAUGUUGGAGUAAAUUGGAUGGGAAGUUAAGGCCUCACCGAUAUAGAGAAGGGUUUAUUUUGCACUAUGUGUGAAGGGUAUCACAUCAUGGGAAAACUGAUUUCCUUGGUGAAGCAGCCUGUGCUAGAGCACCUGACCAUGUAUUUGCACAGUGGGUGCUCGAGUGAGAUGUACUUCAUGGAAAUUCAGCACUGUUCUCACAUUCACAGUUGGCAGUAUUUGUGAAGGUUCAGUAUCUCACGUGACAGGUCUUUAUCUAUAUUCAAAAGGUUUGAAAGCUGAUUAAACUCUUAAGCAAAGGUUUUGGUAGUACAGCAGCUGCUUGAUUAGUUUCCAACAGCUGACGUUAUAGGAAGACUGAACACCCUAGAGAUCCCAGUUUUACAGCUGCACUGAUGUAUUUGGACAGCAAGACCUUGCUGUAAAAUUAGCCUUUAAUCUGUGUCUUAAUGGGAUCUUUAGCCUAUAGUAAUGCACAUGUAAUUCUGAGUACAGUCAAGUUUGGAGUUGCCCGUUUUGGGCAAUGGUUAGUGUGUAAAAUUGCAAGAGGCUAUGAAUAACGUUGAUACGAACUGUUAAUUUCCUAGCUCUCUCAAUCUGUGUAACUAACUGUCAGGUGCCUUUUUUGUGUACAGACAUAUCGGAUCUUUUCUACUGCAGUGGGGUACAUGGACAAAUGGAAGAUCUGCCUUUUAUAUCAACAUUGUAGUGCUAUCCUUUAAGUAAUUUUUCAAACAUAGUUUACUGUGCAAUUUUUGUCAUAGUUUUUAUCCAAGAAUAAAACCUGAAGGGCUGUUUGCACCCGUAAAAAGUCAGCAGAUUCCCUGGAGUUCUUAUCCCCUUUGAGCCUGCAAUGGCAUGUCAAAACAAGCAACGUUUUACUUCAGCUGGUAAUCCCAUGGGAAAUGUGGUCAAAAAAAGUCCUGUUCUGUUGUCCUUUCAUGUUAAUUUGGAUAAAAUCUGGAAUCUUUCCUCCCCUCUGAAGCUUGCAGAUGUUCAUAUCAGUAUUUUUGUGUAGUUCCCUAAUGUAGCAGUCUCUUGGCUUUCUUUGUGCAAGCUUCAGGGUGGGAAAGAUGUAGCUAUUUCAGUGCUAUGUAAUGCGCACAGUAUUGAGGUAUGAAGCAACUGAAAAGUUGCAGAUGGGAAAAUCUAACUUAAAUUUGAGCAAACUUAAACAGGAAUUAGCUUCCUUGUAACAAGUCUUAUUUAUGCCAGGACCAACUCUGUCUUUUAAAUAUUUAUUCAUUUUUAACCUUGAAGGGGAAAAAUGUUACAUGACUCUAAUAUUCAGAUGGGGGGAAACUCUUAAGAUUAUUACAUUUGAAAAGGUAAAUGUUUCAACACAGAGUGAUGCAAACGAAUUAACUAAUCAUAUAAGGUUCAUUUCUCUAAGCUAGCCCAUUUGUUUGGCUGAAGACUAAGACUGUUUUCAAAGCUUUCAGAUAUUCUUGGAGUUCUUGGUAGUGGUUUCCACUUCACACAAAGCACUGGGAAAGAGGCAGCAGUUGUGGGCUGACCUGACUUCUAGGUUGACUUGGCUUUAUUUCCUAGUUUGCUGUGAGCUUUAUUCUUUCACUAAAUCUUCUAGAUGGGUUAAUAUUAUGCUUGUUUUCUCAAAUGAGUUAAACAUUCCCUUUCAACUGUAUUUUUUCUCAAGAAUUACCUCAGGUUUAUGUCUGAAUCUACUGUAGUUUUACCUGGGAGGCAUAGCAUAGAAUUUCCUGUUAUGUUUUUCUCUUCAUGCUCAUCCAUGGUUUUGUAUCCUUAGUCACCUUACAGAUUUAAAACUCUGAACAGAGCUAAUAAUGCAACUUAUAUUUUAAGUAACUUAAUCUGCACCUGGAAAAGAAACAGCAUGAGAUAUCUCAUAUUGAGCUCUCAAGCAUUUUUUUUUAUAUAAUAGGGCAGUUUUGCACACUAAGUCAUAGUUUUAGGGAACCAGUUUGAUCACCUCAGGCCCAUUAUUGCCUUUCUUCUUUUUACUGAUAAAAUGGGCCUAAGCGUGAUGCUGUAGACUGCGGAUGAAAAUCAGUAGUUUGGCUCUGUAGGCUCUGUGUUCUGUUGAACUUUGAUAGUGAUGGUUCACACCAGGAAUCAAAGAUCAGGAAAAUCUUCUUGCAAAAGUCAAGCACUUCUCACGUUUGCAAAGGAUCUGGCCCAUGAGUAAAAAGAAUAUUUUUUUAAGUGGCAGCUUUCUCUGCAAAAUACACUCCACUUCUUGCCACAGCUGAGGGGUUUUGUAUUUGGUUUUUUUCCAAGGUAAGUUGUGGUAUAAUAAAGCCAGAAAAUCAUGUUAUGGUAAAUCAGUUAAUUACUAAAGCAGAACUUAGGUAGGUUAGAUCGUACAAACAUCUCAGGACAGGCUUGGUCAGUUGCUUAGUCCUUUCACAAGAAACAAAUGGAGAACUUUAUUUUAAGUGACAUCCUGGAGAACUUUGCACGUAAACACAGCUGGAGAGAACAUCUUUUUUUGUUAACUUUAUAGGCUUAUUGUUCAUUUGGCUAGUCAGGAAAUGGGUCACAGGCAGGAUGAUAAUCAGAUGGAGACCUUGAACAACUACUUUUAAAAAAAAAAAAAAAAAAAAAGGCAGCCUUUUGCUGUCCCUUCUCUGACACCCGCAGGUCAAUGACCAGUGACGGGGUGUUGCAAACGGGUUGUCUCUCACAAGGACAAAGAAAGGAAGUGCUUGCAGCAUGUGCUUGCAGGAGAGACCUACGUAAUCUUGCAGUUUAAGUAGAAAAACUAACUAAACAGGAGUCAUUUAUCAAACACUACUUUGUAUUGGUUGUUCUCCGAACAGGCUUUAAGCUAAUAUGGUGUGUCAGUCAGUACCAUUCCUUCAGACUGCAGUGCUGUCAUUCUCUGAACAAUUCUCAGAUGGCAUUACGAGGUGACAUGGUGAAUUGGAAUUAAAAAAGAAGAAUGGUUUUCUGUAAGUGACAUAUUUAAUAAGCAAUUGUCACUUUGAAGGAAUUAAAUAGUUCUUAAUGUUGAAAAUGAAUUAAUACUGAUUAUGGAAUGGAAAUUACUGGCCACUCAGCUUUACACUACAACUCAAAGAUGCUUCCAGUUUGAUACAAAGAAUUGAUCUUAUUUUAUUUAAUAUGGCAGCAUAGAUUAUUUGACUUACUAACUUGAUAAUAUAUUCAGUUUUUUAAAAUACUGCUGUGUAAAACUUAGAACUAGGCAAGCUCCUGAAGAUGACCAUUUACAGGCUUUCUGAGCCAACUAAAGCCUGAACCUCAGCCAAGCAGACAGAGUGGAGAAACUAACUGCAAAAAAACUGUAGUGAAAUGGAGUAGAAAGAGCUCAUCUGUAUGUUGCACUGCAGACAAAGAUAUAAUUCCACUAGGAUAGCUAAAGUAGGUUUUAGUAUGAAAAAUGGUGCAUUUGAGAAGUGUGUCCCAUCCUGUCCGUGUGUCGUCCCCCCAUCCCCAUCUCCCCAUCCUCCCCCGGGUAUUCACCAGUCCUGGCUGCAAAGAAUUGUAGAAUUAAAGAAAUUAAAAGAAUAGACACGGAACCACUGAAGAAACUAGCAGCUUUCUUUAGUGACAGACAACUACCUUCCACAGAAUAUCAUUUCAGAAAACAAGCCCUUCGCUGCCUUUAGCUGGCUGCCUUUGUGAAUAUUAACUUCAUGCUUUGGAGUCUUUUCUAUGUAUGUACCUCUUCAGUUCUCCUGGAAAAAAAGUCAUUCUGCUGCAUGGAACUACAGGACUUCAGUAGAAGGCCCCUCUGAUUUUCAAGUAUUAAGGUUUGACACUUGACUUAACUUUGCUUGUGUCAUCACAUUUUCAGGAGUACUUACUGGGUUGAUAGACAAUUUGAUGCAUGCCAGCUUGAGACACAAAUAUGCAGUAACACCUCCAUACAGUGCAGCUUGUCAUGUAACCCAAACACUGAUCUCUCAUGAUGAGAACUAUAUUGAUUCCUCUAGGUUUAGUAGUAGCCCCUUUUCUAUAUCAUUUUUCUAGUAUAAAAUCACAUGGUGUAGUCAGGGGUUUUAACCUAGCACUGCCAACUCUUUACCUCAGUACACUGUGUAUUAAUUCUGUAACACAAAGCGGUGGGUAGGGUGUUUCAGUGGCAACUAUAAAACAUCUGUGCCUACUUUUGUAAAUGAAUUUUUAACAGAUUUCUAGGAAGCAUAUCCAUUAUAGAUCAGGAAGGCUGGCGUGGUCUGGGCCAGACUUGGCCUGAAUUAAUAUUGACUCCACAUACUUCUAGAAGAGGACUGUCUAGCCUAGUGAGGAAGUAAUUGGCAAGACAACACAAGACCUAGUGCUUUUUAAUAUUACCUGUUUUGUAAUUAGCUGGGGUGAUCUCUGCUUUGUGCUGUGAAGUGGGCACUUCUUUGUUUUAACACUAAUCUUUUUUUACAUAGAUGGAAAUGAGUAUAGCCAGGAUAUUUGGAGCUGAAACUGCUCCUCUGCUAACCAGGUGAUGCUAUCUCUUUGCUCAUCUUGGUGGUUGGACAGUUUAGCUUGAUUCUUGAUGUUUUUGUCCUUCUAAUGGCAUUUGGAAAGCGGUGUUGAAGUUUGUCUAUGUGUCAAUAUGCUUGUUUUCUUAUUGGGUGGGGAGUAUGGAGGUACUAGAUUGUCAGUGCUAGUGGUUCUGUGCCUGGCUUGACGAACUGUAUCACAGCCUCGCUCUUGGCAUACGUCCGAAGGCCUUAUCUUCUGUCCAAUGUGAAAAUAUUCACAGUUGGAGAGAAAAAAAGAGCAGCACUGACUUCUGAGGUGGGCAUUCUGGUAAAAAAGCCAAAGUAUGUUGGAAGGGAGCAAGAGAGGGGAGCUAUUUUCUAAACAGAUCCCAAAAGCUGAUGGUGCUUGAAGACUGACUGUAUUGAAGUGAAAUGCCAUCUGCAUUGACCCCAAAAGCUUUGAGUGACUCCAGAGAGCUAUUGGCUGUGAAUUAGCAGCAGCAGGCUGGCUAGGCUGGCCCUGCUGCAGCUGCACACCCUUCCAUUGUAAACCUCUCUUCAUCUGUUCAUAACUGGGUGUGAAAACUCAAUUUCUACUAAAAUACAGUAUAUGGAUCUCUGGCCAGACAGGGCAUCUUACUCCUUUCUAACAGCUACUUAAACUUUCUUCAAGAUACCAGAGCGUGAGAAGUAUUCCAGGGGAAUGGCUAGGUAAGAGACUGUUUCCAUUAUUUGAAUAAAAAACUACAACUGAUGGAGAGCAAAAUUUUUUGAUAAGUAGGAUGUGAGAGAGCAUCUUACAAGGGAAGUAACAGAUUUUGAACAGCACUGCUUCUCUGCUAAUACUUCCCGUCAAUCUCUUGUGCUGAGCUUGUGUGCAGGUGGUUGGGCACAAAAGCUGAGAGAAGAUAGCAGGGAGAAGGGGAACGUGGAAGAGAAAUGAUCUUUUGGUAGCUCACGAGACUUGGAAAGCAUGGUUGGUGGACUUAGGUUUGAAAACGUGGGUUCAAACUCCCAUUUGCAUCGAAGCCAUUAUCUCUCUUUAGAAUAAUGAGUGUUCUUCCAGUGAACAGGUUUCGUUAUCUGGAAUGUGUAAUCAGCUUGAAUUGAUGAUGAAAGUAUUUCUGGAGACUCCACUUAACAAAAUGGCUAGUAUUUAUUGCUCUUGUGAUGAGUUGUCUUGUUUAUGGAAUCAAUAUGUGUGACAGCAAACUGACAAAACACAAAGUUAUCUCGUGACACAAUCAUGUAACUAGGAAGCCAAUUAAUGUUAUCUUUUAUUCUGCAAUUUACUUGCUCUCUGGUGCCUAUGCAUUGUAACACACAUACUAUGCAAUAUCAUUCUUUUUUUUAAAUCGGUUCACUGCAUUGGGCAAGAAAGGCCUGAGUUUAGCCUUAAUUUUCUAACAGUUCACAGGAAAGUACUUUAAAAACAGUGACAAACUAAAAGAAGGUAAAAAAUGCAUAAAGUAAAAGCACAGUUCCAGACUGCUCACAUAAGUGUCUUUCUAGCACCAAAACAGCAUCCAUGAUAGAAGCAGCUACUUGCUGUAAUAGUUUCAAUUUAUGAAAACUGUGUACUAGAUAAAAUUAUAUUGUGAUGUGUAAAAAGUGUAUUUUAUAGCUUUGGUGACUUAGUUUACUGUUUUGUAUAUAUGAAUUUUAUAAAUCUAUUAAAACUUGACUUGUUAUACUGUUCUUUAUGGGUUUUAUCUUUCAACAGAGUCUAGAGUGACAUUUUUUGCUUUAUUUGAAAAUUUCCUGCAAGAGAGAUGCUUUUUGAAUAAAUUACAGCAUGGACUGCAUGAAACUACAGCUGUCAUGCAAUGAAA
Molecule: messenger RNA, 8236 nt
Organism: Harpia harpyja (harpy eagle)
Lineage: Eukaryota; Metazoa; Chordata; Aves; Accipitriformes; Accipitridae
Gene: GNA12
Product: G protein subunit alpha 12
Exons: 4
Coding region: 187-1344 (385 amino acids)
Biological process (GO): adenylate cyclase-modulating G protein-coupled receptor signaling pathway; Rho protein signal transduction
Cellular component (GO): heterotrimeric G-protein complex; brush border membrane
Molecular function (GO): guanyl nucleotide binding; D5 dopamine receptor binding; G-protein beta/gamma-subunit complex binding
Source: RefSeq, a predicted model, not a curated record